GCACCGGCCUCUAGCGGCAACGGCGGGUCGUCCAAGCCGUCCCCGGGGCGGAGCAGCAGCUCCGACCGGGAGAGCAAGGCGGACGCGGAGGCGUCGCAGGCCUCCGUCGCGCCGGACACCGUCGCUGCCGGCGAGGCGGCGGGCUGCGUCGGCGAGGAGGAGCCGGAGGCGCCCUCGUCGUCGCAGGUCCCGGAGGUCGUCGAUAUGGACGUCGAGGAGCACGAGGACGACGAGGACGGCGACGGAGAGGUCGAUCCCGCGGCGAGGCCCGCGCCCGCUGGCUCGCCGGCGCCGAUCCCGGAGGUUGUCGAGACGGACGUCGAGGAGCACGAGGGUGACGAGAAGGACGCGCCGCCGAGCGACCCCUUUUCCAUGCCCGAGAGCGAGCCAGUCCACCCGCCGCCGGCCGCGGCCGCCCCGCCGGGAGAGGGCACGUUGUCGCCGCCGCCGCCUCGCCGCCGGGGCCUGCACCAGCCAGCGGUCCGCACCGCGCCGGCGGCGCGCAAGAGGCCCACGCCCGCUCCCGCCACCCCGUCGGCCGCUCACGCGGCGCUGACCGAGGCGUCGCUCGGCGGCGACUUGUCCCGAAUCUACCAGAUCGAGGCGUCCGACUACGAGUGGCUUGUCGGCUACCUCAACAAGGAGGAGCUCGCGCCCCCGGUUCCGGUCUCUCCCGAGGCGCCGCUGCCAACGUCGCCGUCGGCCGACUCCGAGCCGGGCUCUUUGGAUGGGGUCACCUUGAAGCCAAUCGAGGUGCUCGAGGGCGAAGCGCCAGCCGAGGAGGAGGGCGACGGCGCCGAUCCAAAGCCGCCCACUGCGGCGCUGCCGACCGCCGCAGUGCCGUCAUCCGACCCUUUUCCAACGAUAGAAGACUAUCUGGGUGACAAGAAGAGGUUCAAGCAAGCCGUCAGCGCAUGGUACGCACGUGAUUUCCGCCGCCAGCUUGCAGCCAAGGGACUGGCGCCGCCGCCCGACGAGAAGAAGAGGCCGGCGGCCGGCGGAGCUGCGGAGCCUCAGAAGCCGAAGACCGCAUACGCGCGGUACAUCAAGGACGCGCGGGCGAGGAUCAAGGGCGAGAGCCCCUCCGCCUCCCCCUCCGACGUACACAGCCUCGCCCUCGCCGCGUGGAAGGCCGCCGGCAAGGAGGAGAAGGCGCCGUACGAUGCGGCGUUCACCGCCGACAAGGCGCGGUACGAAAAGGAGUGUGCGGAGGCGGGGAUUGAGCCCGCCAAGCGAGGCCGCAAGUCUGGCGACGGUGACGCCGCGCCGCCGCAGCAGCCGCCCGCGGCGAGGAAGCGGCGCGGCUCGGGCGCGGGGCUGCUCGGCGCGGCUCCGAGCGGGCGGCGGCCCGAGCCAGACCUGUCCGGCAGCCCCAAGGGCCCGACGCCGCGCGGCAGCCCGGCGCUCGCUGCCGAGCCGGUGCCCGCGCCCGCGCCCGCGCCCGCGCCCGCGCCCGCGCCCUCGCCCUCCGACGUGAUCGACGCCUUCGUCGAGACGAUGGGCGACGAGCGCUCCUCCUUCUCCUUCGACCUCGAGGCCGCCGACCUCGAGGCGCUGCUCGGCGACCUCGAGGCGCUGCUCGGCGGCGCCGACCCCUUUUCCAUGCCCGAGAGCGAGCCAGUCCACCCGCCGCCGGCCGCGGCCGCCCCGCCGGGAGAGGGCACGUUGUCGCCGCCGCCGCCACCGCCUCGCCGCCGGGGCCUGCACCAGCCAGCGGUCCGCACCGCGCCGGCGGCGCGCAAGAGGCCCACGCCCGCUCCCGCCACCCCGUCGGCCGCUCACGCGGCGCUGACCGAGGCGUCGCUCGAGGGCGACGCGCCAGCCGAGGGGGAGGGCGACGGGCCCAAGCCGAGCGCAGCCGCGCCCGUCCGCCGCAAGCUCGACUCCAAGCCGCGCAAGCUGGGCCAGCCCUCUGCAGCGGCCAAGUCAAAGCCGACGCCGCAGCGCAAGCCGGGGGAGAAGCCGCGUGCACAAAA
Emiliania huxleyi CCMP1516 is the source of this 1976-nucleotide messenger RNA. RefSeq lists its product as hypothetical. The annotation marks the transcript as partial. The record is from RefSeq and is a predicted model, not a curated record. NCBI's taxonomy places the organism in Eukaryota, Haptophyta, Isochrysidales, Noelaerhabdaceae. The transcript has 2 exons.